AUUACCCGCCCGUCGCGUCUUGGUAUCCGGCGGGAUCAUCCUAAAUCUCAUGUCGCGAAGGUGCUCGCUGUGUUCUGGACCUUCCUAAUAAUGGGAGCAAGUGAUGCAGCAUAUGGGCCUUUAAUUCCCUACCUUGAAUCAUACUAUGACAUCUCCCACACGACUGUCUCGCUGUUGUUUCUGUCCCCCGUUUGUGGCUAUACGCUUGCCGGACUGCUCAACAACGAGAUCCACGUGCAGGUGGGCCGUCGUGGCAUCGCCUGUAUUUCAGCGGCCUGCCACUUGUUCACGUUUAGCAUUGCCUCCUUGCAUCCUCGGUACCCCGUUCUGGUGGUGUCUUCUGCGGUGGGUGGGUUUGGAACUGGUAUAGCAGACUCGGCAUGGAACGCUUGGAUCAGCAGCUUGUCUAGCGCCAACCAGUUGAUGGGGAUUUUGCAUGGCUUGUAUGGGGUGGGAGCCAUGAUAAGCCCGUUAAUCGUGUCUGCACUGGUCACCCGGGCCAAUGUCCCCUGGUUUCGCUUUUAUAAUAUCAUGGCUGCCGGUGCUGCUGUCGAGGCCGUCGUCUGCACCCUCGCCUUCUGGAGCGCUCGACCGGUUACCCUAGACGCGAGCGAGGACUCCGAUGAAAGCCAACGUGGUGGGCUGCGGCGUGCUCUUUUCCAACAACCAUAUGCCCGCGUGACUUGGAUCUGCACCCUCUUCCUUCUCAUUUAUGUGGGAACCGAAGUCACUUUAGGUGGCUGGACCGUGGUCUUCAUGAUGCGGGUGCGCCACGCGACCCCCUUCGCUAGCGGCAUGGCGGUUACCGGAUUUUGGCUGGGUAUUACCUGUGGCCGGGUCUUUCUUGGAUUCAUCACACCGAUGAUAGGGGAAGAACUGUCAGUUACGCUGUAUGCGUUGUGUGUGAUUAUUUUUGGUUUUGUCUUUUGGCUGGUGCCAAAUUUCUACGUCUCGGCAGUCGCGGUAUCUCUGCAAGGUUUCUUCCUGGGCCCACUGUUCCCAGUCCUGAUUGUAGUGGCCACCAAGAUACUUCCACAAUCGCUACAUGUGAGCUCGAUUGGCUUUGCCUCGGCGAUUGGAGGGGCUGGAGCUGCUUUGCUGCCAUUUGCGGUUGGUUCCCUUGCGGAGAGCCAAGGAGUCCAGAUUCUACAGCCAUUCAUUAUUGGCCUCUCAGUUGGAAUCCUGUUAUUAUGGCUCUGUCUUUGGCGAGUUUCGAAAUCCGUGGCUGGGGGCAUCUGCUUCGAUACAUCGCCAUAAGUUGAACAACAGGACCCGACAAAUGCUGGCCUGUCUUAGGGUUAUGGCUGGCAGUGACAUUUAGCUGAUAGAUAUAAGUAGACGAUGAACAAUAGAUACUACUACAGAAUGCUCA
This is a messenger RNA of Aspergillus sclerotioniger CBS 115572, 1372 nucleotides long. Its product is annotated as putative MFS transporter. Gene Ontology annotation, biological process: transmembrane transport. Gene Ontology annotation, molecular function: transmembrane transporter activity. The coding region runs from base 91 to 1257 and encodes 388 amino acids. The record is from RefSeq and is a predicted model, not a curated record. Lineage: Eukaryota; Fungi; Ascomycota; Eurotiomycetes; Eurotiales; Aspergillaceae. The transcript is spliced from 5 exons. Gene Ontology annotation, cellular component: membrane.